Laccaria bicolor S238N-H82 is the source of this 387-nucleotide messenger RNA. RefSeq lists its product as uncharacterized. The coding region runs from base 1 to 387 and encodes 128 amino acids. The transcript is spliced from 5 exons. The record is from RefSeq and is a predicted model, not a curated record. NCBI's taxonomy places the organism in Eukaryota, Fungi, Basidiomycota, Agaricomycetes, Agaricales, Hydnangiaceae.
AUGGCCUCCAAUAUCCACCGUCAUCGGCACAACUUCGCUGGCGUCCGAACGUUGCGUCCAAACAUUAUUGGUGGCUUGCGCGGUAUGGGGUCAUCUAGCCGCAGCAAGCGGAGAUGCUGUUGCGCAGAGUUUGCAGUUGGAGUGAUGCGUAUGACAAUUUAUGUAAGUCGUUUCGGGGCUCUCUGUUAUGCAAGGGGAUAUUUUGAGGGUGGGGGGAAGGGGAAGAGGCAGAAUGUGUUAUCCAAGUAUAUUCGUGCAGGUGGAGAAGCUGCUCACAGCUCGACACCACUUUCGUCCACAUGUACAUCACCGCACCCAUGGACCGCAGAGUUGGACGACCACACAUACUCUCCAGGGCCAGCGCUAGCGGGUUCCAUAAAAGGUUGA